GGCUCGCACACGUAUUGACACGUACCAGGGGGAGCUUUGUAGAGAAAAAGCACUCAGGCUUGCCUGGUGUCCCUUUAACAGUAAUCGCCUACAGAGGGCCGCUCAGACAAUGGCAGAAGUGCCAUUCGUCAUGUUAUGAGGUUUUUUGGAAUUUGGAAACAUGUUAAGGUCAAACAUUUUUUAAGGGUGCCUUUAACAGUGGACAGUGUUUUGAACAACGGAACUAGCCAUUUUCGACCAAACAAUGACACGUGAUCAGUCACCAUGAAUCCAAAGGCAACAAUGGAUAAGCCAAAAUCUAAAAUCUCAGCUUCACGGAAGCUCUCCCUGAAGAUGAUGCUUCUGGCAAGAGCCAUCGAGGAGUUGGAAAAAGAAAAGGUAGACAGGGAAGAUGAGAAGGAACGAUACCUUGGGGAGAAGCUGCCACCUUUACAGCUUUCCGGCCUUUCUAUGAAAGACUUACAGACUCUCUGUGAGCAGCUCCAUGCAAAGAUGGGCGUGGUUGAUGAAGAGCGUUACGACUGUGAGGAAAAAGUGACAAAGCACAACAAAGAUAUCCGUGAGUUGAAACUGAAGGUACAGGACCUUGGGGGGAAGUUUAAGAAACCGGCCCUGAGGAAGGUGCGUGUAUCUGCAGAUGAGAUGAUGCGAGCUCUACUAGGCUCCAAACAUAAAGGAUCUAUGGACCUCCGGGCCAACUUAAAAUCUGUCAAGAAGGAAGACAUCAAACAGGAGAAGGUACUGACAAGUGAGGUUGGUGAUUGGCGCAAAAAUGUGGAGGCGAUGUCGGGCAUGGAGGGAAGGAAGAAAAUGUUUGAUGCAGCAGGUGGUCAGUGAACAAUGACUGAACAGAAAUCUGACAAAGAAGUGGAGAAUGAAGAGGAAGAGCAGUGGCUCCUGUACUUAACACUACCAAUAUGGCAUGUGUCCACCAAAUAUACUCAAGCUUAUAGUUAGGACCUCAGCAGUGGAGUGAAAGAAAUGGAAAACAGUGAAUUGUAAUUAGAUGGAACCAAACAUAAAGGAAGAAAUAAAGCUCAUCACAUGUU
Messenger RNA from Alosa alosa (allis shad), 1049 nucleotides. RefSeq names its product troponin I, skeletal, slow d (gene tnni1d). The coding region runs from base 265 to 837 and encodes 190 amino acids. The transcript is spliced from 7 exons. Gene Ontology annotation, cellular component: troponin complex. Gene Ontology annotation, biological process: muscle contraction. NCBI's taxonomy places the organism in Eukaryota, Metazoa, Chordata, Actinopteri, Clupeiformes, Clupeidae. The record is from RefSeq and is a predicted model, not a curated record.